Messenger RNA from Hansenula anomala, 2923 nucleotides. It is a transcript of the gene PLC1, whose product is annotated as phosphatidylinositol phospholipase C. The coding region runs from base 127 to 2841 and encodes 904 amino acids. NCBI's taxonomy places the organism in Eukaryota, Fungi, Ascomycota, Saccharomycetes, Phaffomycetales, Wickerhamomycetaceae. The transcript has 2 exons. Gene Ontology annotation, molecular function: calcium ion binding; phosphatidylinositol-4,5-bisphosphate phospholipase C activity. The record is from RefSeq and is a predicted model, not a curated record. Gene Ontology annotation, biological process: lipid metabolic process; phosphatidylinositol-mediated signaling.
CUCAUAAAGGUGAAUCAUUAGGCGGUAGAGAUUUCAAAUGGUAAAGUGUUUGAAGAAGGUGUCUCAACUAAAAUCCAAUCAGCGAAAGCAGAAGAAGAAGAUACACCUCUAAAUAUUCACAACUCAAUGUCGCAGGCCAAAACAACGACACCUCCCACUUCAACUCUUGAUGUCAAGACCGGCUCAGACGAAAGCGUGUUCAGUAAUCAAUUAGAGAGAUCAAGCUCUAGCUCAUUAGCAAACCAUUACUCUAUGCUACGGAGUAAUUCCGUGUCACAAGAAGUUCCAAUUGAUAUUGUUCCACUAACGAACAAGUUAUCUGCCUCAUUAUCACCAGUUUUACAACCAGUGAAGAAAGUUCUUAAUUCCAAAGUUGCAGGUACAAGCUCAUCAAGUGAUGGUGUCAUUAAAUCAUUUAUUAAAAAAACAAACAUAAAAUUGGGACUGUAUUCAGACCCCAAAUCAGAACCAACAGAUGGCCCAUUGACUAAAAAUUUUGAUGACAUUGUGAAAUCUCCUUCGAAUUUUCCUAAUUUUAACAGCAGUGAUGAAGAUCUUAACUUGGAUGAGCUGAUUCUUGAAACUGCUGAUAAUACAAAUGAAAUUGUUUUAGAAAGCCCCAAGAUUCCUGAAGUUUUCAUUACAGGAUUACCAUUAUUGAAAAUCACACACAAGAAGAAAGUUCAAAGAGUAUUCACAAUUGACUUGGAUCAUGCCACUGUUGUUUGGAAUAAGAAUAAAACCACCGCAAGAAUGAGUCUUGACAACAUCAAACAGAUCAGAAUUGGUGAAGAUGCUAGAAAUUACAGAGAAGAGUAUAAAGUUUCAAAGGAGUUUACUGAUAGAUGGGCCACUGUGAUUUAUACUGAUCACACCACAAAUAAGUUGAAAGCUUUACAUGUUCUUGCACCAAGCGCUAAAGAUUUAGAAUUGUUUGUUUCAACAUUGACAAAAUUAGUUUCCAGAAGAAGAGAAUUGAUGAGACAUUUAUCAAUACCUGGUGAAAAUUUUGCAAAUAUUCAUUGGAAAAAUUAUGUCUCUAAAGAUAAGAAUGAGAAACAUUUGCUAUCAUUUGAAGAUGUUGUCAAGUUAACAAAGAGGUUACAUAUCAACUGUGAUGAAAGCCAUCUUUACAAUUUAUUCCAUGAACAUGAUAUUGAUAAGAAAGGUGCUCUCAAUUUUGAAGAAUUUCAAAAAUUCGUAAAGAAAUUGAAAUUGAGACCUGAAGUUUUAGAGAUUUUCAACAAAAUUACAAAAAACAAAGAAGUAAUGACAUCAAACCAAUUCUUAAAUUUUGUCAAGCGUACACAAUUGCAAGAUGAUUCUGAACAAUUUAUCAAAAGACUUUUCCAGAAGCUUUCGCAUGACAGUGAUUAUUUGAAGAUUGAUGAUUUCACAAACUACCUUACUUCAUCGUAUCUGUCACCAACAAAACAAAUUUCAGAAGACUUCACAAGACCAUUGAAUGAAUAUUAUAUCUCAUCCUCUCACAACACAUAUUUACUAGGACGUCAAGUUGGUGGAUCAUCUUCGAUCGAAGGAUACACCAAAGCGCUUCAACGUGGUUGUCGUUCCAUUGAGAUCGAUAUUUGGGAUGGCGAUAAAGGUCCAAUAGUGUCUCACGGUCAUACAUUUACUUCAUCAAUUGCAUUGGCUGAUGUAUUGGAGACUAUAAAGAAGUAUGCAUUCAUAAUCACCCCCUUUCCGUUGUUUUUAUCAUUAGAAGUCCAUUGUAAGGCUGAUUAUCAGUUGAAGAUAUUAGAAUUAUUACGUUCAACCUUUGGUGAAAUGUUGGUGACAGAACCUCUAAUGACAAAUACGUUUUUUCUACCAAUGUUGGUGAAAGUUAAAAGGUCAAUGAUUGAUGACAAUUCUGAAAGUGCAUCUACUAGUAGUUCUGUCACAUCUAGUUCAGCUUAUGAAGAUAUAAGUGGUGAAGAAUUAGAGAAGAAACAAAAACCAGCAAAGAAGAAGAAGAAAAAGCAUUACAAGGUGAUUCCAGAGCUAAGUGCAUUGGGGGUUUAUGCCUUGGGAUUAAAAUUUACAAAUUUUUCCUUACCUGAAUCGAAAACGAUGAACCAUAUUUUUUCCUUCAAUGAAAAUACAAUCAAUUCUAUGGCAAAAGAUGAUGAUAAGAAAUAUUUGAUUCAAAAACACAAUAGAAAAUAUUUAAUGAGAGUGUAUCCAUCAGGUAUGAGAUAUAAUUCUACUAAUUUCAAUCCAAUCAAGUUUUGGGAUCUUGGAGCUCAAAUGGUUGCUACAAACUGGCAAACUUAUGACUUAGGACAACAAUUGAAUGAAGCCAUGUUCAACUUUGGUGCAAAGAGCGGAUACGUUUUGAAACCUACAAGAUUUCGAAACACUAAUCAAAAUCUAAAAUUCAAACUUUUGAGACCUGGUGAUAAUUUCAUCAAUUUUUCCAUUGAUGUAUUGUCUGGUCAAUUAUUACCAAGACCUACUGAGUUGAGAAGUGAUGAAAGCUUGAAUCCAUAUGUUGUUUUUGAGCUGAUUGAUCCAACGUUGGUGAGUAGCUUGAAAAUUACAGAUUUGGAUACGGAAGCAGAAGUGACAUCAUCAAGUGGCUGCUAUCCCACAAAAUCAAUCACAUCUAAUGGGUUCAAUCCAAUAUGGAAUACCAGAUUUGAGGCCAAAAUCAAAGAUCGCAAUGAAUUGAAUUUCAUAAGAUUGUUAGUAAAGACAGGUGAUACACCGUUUGCUGUUUAUUGUUGCAAGUUAAACAAUUUGAAUCAAGGUUAUAGACAGAUCCCCCUUUAUGAUUUACAAGGCGAAGAGUAUAUUUUUUCUACUCUUUUUGUACGCAUAAGUUAUGAGUCAUGUUGAUGUUUUGUUGUAUUAUGAUAAUGACGUGUUAUAUAAUGUAUAUAGUUAAUUAAUGAUAGUGUUUACUACAUCUGUAUAGUAA